Messenger RNA from Asterias rubens (European starfish), 1452 nucleotides. RefSeq lists its product as uncharacterized. Lineage: Eukaryota; Metazoa; Echinodermata; Asteroidea; Forcipulatida; Asteriidae. The transcript has 7 exons. Bases 85 to 513 code for a protein of 142 amino acids. The record is from RefSeq and is a predicted model, not a curated record.
UUUUGUUUAGCCUUGUCCCCGUGUUCUUGUCUUUGGUUUUCAGCUCCUUUGUACAAACAAUUGAGUGAGACUAAACUGACAAUAAUGCAGAGACAACUCCUGAAAGACAAAUAUCCACUAAUUCCCGCCAUAAAACCAUCCAAAGGAAAGCAUAACACUGCUCUGAUGAAUCCUCCUCACACCAAUAUCAAAGACUUCGUGUCAGAUGAUAUUAAUAAUUUUAAUUUGGAACUAUUGCCCUAUAUUGAAAAGAAAAAUACCCCUAAGCGAAAAAUAAACACUGUUUAUGAUGGGGAGCAAAAAGAAAACUUUGAAAUGGUGAAGAAAAAGAGGCAUAGUGACACUAAGGAGGUACUUUCUCCAAACCUAAAGAAUCUUCAGCAAGAUGAUGUUAUAUCAAGAUCAAAGAAGCGAAUGAAAGAGAACGAGGUGUUGGUAGCAACAGCAAGAGAACCACCAAGACUAACAUAUAUCGCACCAAUGCCUGUCAUAGGCUUUAACCAAUUUGGAUAGCUACAAUGGAGACUACAAGAAGACAAGAACGGAUGAGCGCAUCUACAUGUGUAGUGCUUCAUUAUUAUAUGGGCCUGUAAGUGAAAAGACAGAAUGAACCAACAAUGGUUGAACUGAAGAACAAGAAGAUGAGAAAACACCAGAGAAAGUUCACUUAUAGGCCUAUGCAGGUUUAAAAUAGCUUAACUUUAAAACAGCUUUCUUAGUUAAACACAGCUUAAUAAUUAAAAGCAGCUUCGCUUAGCUAAAAACAUCUUAAUGAAUAAAAACAGCUUCUUAGUUUAAAAACAUCUUCUUAAUCCCAUUUCAUACUUCCUGCGAAUGUGAAUUUGAUACAAAUUUUGACGACACCAAUUCGCAAAAAAUUCGCAACGAAUAAUUUCGAACUGUGUUCAACUCCUGCGAAACAGUCGCUGCGAGGGCAGCCACGACACAAAUUCGAAACGAAUAAUUUUGAACUGUGUUCAACUCCUGUGAAACAUUCGCUGCGAUGGCAGCCAGGUGGCGUCAAAAUUUGCUUCGAAUUCACAUUUGCAGGCUUUACUUAGAAAGAAAUGUAUUUAAAUUACAGGUAAACAAUGCAACUGGCUACUUCAGAAUUUGGGGGCAAAAAUUGAAAAGCACAUGCCCAUUUACAAUCUGAAAAAGCAUAACUGUUGCAUCUUAUAAUAGAACAUGCAUUAAGAACUUGCAUGCAUUAAGAACUUGCCAAAAGGUUGUGGUUAAUUUAUUACUUAUCUGAAGCGGUGAUUUGUAUUUGGGGUUUUGGGUUCCAUGUAAUUAGUAGAAAAACAUAAAAAUACAAAAUCACACCCCUUUAAAGGCACUGGACACCUUUGGUAACAGUCCAAGAGGUCAGUAUAUCUCUUGGUGUAUCCCAACAUGCAUCAAAUAAGUAACCUGUGAAAAGUUGGACUGAAUUGGUCAUCGAAGUUGCAA